UCAUGCUUUUUGGAACGUAUACAGAGAAGUUACUGGAAGAUUCGGAACAAGUACGACAGAACAGUAGUUACCGCAUAUUACGUGUGCGUUGAUAAUAUAAUUUUUAAUUUCUAUCGGCGUAUUCAACUUUUUUCAAUAUGUCAGACUGGGACACUACUCCUAUUACUCUGCGAAAACGUCCCCCAAAAGCUUCAGUACUUAAAUCGGAACAAGCAGUGAAUGCUGCACGUCGUCAAGGUUUCGUGGUCGAAACUCAAGCAAAAUGGGGUGGAGGAACAAAUAAACAACACGUAGCAACUAAAAACACUGCUAAAUUGGAUAGAGAAACAGAAGAAUUAAAACAUGAUAAAAUUCCACUUGAUCUUGGUAAAUUAAUUCAACAGGGAAGACAAAGUAAAGGAUUAUCUCAAAAAGAUCUUGCAACAAAAGUGAAUGAAAAAGCACAAGUUAUCAAUGACUAUGAAGCAGGUCGUGGAAUACCAAAUCAAAUGGUGAUUGGCAAAAUUGAACGAGUGUUGGGAAUAAAAUUACGUGGCAAAGAUCGUGGUAAACCAUUAUCAACUCCUGGGAAUAAAAAGUGAAUUUUGUGAAGAAGAAUCUGUACUUCAUACCUUCAUAUAUUGUUCCCUACACAGAACUGCAAAAAAAAUUGUAGGAUUGAGAACAAUUCUCACACUCUAACUUUCGUUAUUUUAUUAUAUUCUUUAAAAUAAAAUGUUAUUUUAUUAAAUAUAUUAUUGUUUAUUAUAAAGUAAAUUGUUAUAGUAUGUCUUCAUGUAUAAAAUACAAGAAGCACACUCUUAUUUAAUUUUAAAUGUUAUGUGUUCAGUUCUCACAUUGCAGACAUUAAUUUAUAGAUUAAUUUAUAUACAAUUUUGUUACAUUUUUGAAAUACAUCUGAUUACUAUUAUUGUGAUAUACAUUUAUGAAUAUAUUUUACAAUUUGAUUAAUGUAGGUUAAAUAAAAUAGUAUUAAUGCAAAUAGAAA
This is a messenger RNA of Apis laboriosa (Himalayan honeybee), 988 nucleotides long. It is a transcript of the gene mbf1, whose product is annotated as endothelial differentiation-related factor 1 homolog. Gene Ontology annotation, molecular function: DNA binding. The transcript has 4 exons. The record is from RefSeq and is a predicted model, not a curated record. Lineage: Eukaryota; Metazoa; Arthropoda; Insecta; Hymenoptera; Apidae. Bases 138 to 581 code for a protein of 147 amino acids. Gene Ontology annotation, cellular component: nucleus.